ACAGUGUACGAUUGACUUUCGUCCGCGCAAUGCCAGAAUGCCUGUGUUUUCUGUGUGUCAUAAAUGUAUUAUCAUCACGCUGCUGUUGCUGUGGUUUACAAAUUAUUCGAUUGAAGGUAUACCAAUAAGUAACGGAUUUAGUCUUAAAUUCAAUCCUAUAUCCCACAAGGAACCAAUUAAGCCAAGAUCAUUUGGUGCACUAUUUGCGAAAAUACCACAAGAACUACCAAGUUCCGCAAGUAAUCAGGACCUGUCAGAGGCUGUUUUCGGGCAUCCAGCUAAUUUGGCUGAUGGAUGUACAAACCAGGUUGCAAAAAUGGUAUAUCCAAAAAGUGUUACCAACAAAUAUAUCAACGAAACACAAACCCCGGAGACUGUAAAUUUUAUAAACUUACCUAUUAUAAGUCAACAUGCGGAAUCGUAUAAUGUAUUAGUGGCAACUGCCCCUAAAAAUAUCAGAAUAGGCCAAAGAAGGGACGCUCUGCCAACAGUGCUUUAUGUCGUUUUCCCAGGGGAUGGUGAAUCAAAUGAAACUAGUAAUAUGAAUUUACCAGCUAUAUACUUUGUAAAUAAGGAUGACGAUAAAAGUGAUGUUACGAAAAUAGAAAAACUUGAACCGAUAUUUAUAAUAGAUAGUAAUCGUACAGUAACUGGCCUUAAGAGUAAAGAAGUGUCCAAAUUUGUUAGAUUUAAAAAUAAGUUGCGAAAUCUUUACGAUAAUACAACGCCUCACAAUUAAUUAUAACUUUAAAU
This is a messenger RNA of Papilio machaon (common yellow swallowtail), 753 nucleotides long. RefSeq lists its product as uncharacterized. The record is from RefSeq and is a predicted model, not a curated record. The coding region runs from base 38 to 739 and encodes 233 amino acids. The transcript is spliced from 2 exons. NCBI's taxonomy places the organism in Eukaryota, Metazoa, Arthropoda, Insecta, Lepidoptera, Papilionidae.